Pelecanus crispus (Dalmatian pelican) is the source of this 782-nucleotide messenger RNA. The record is from RefSeq and is a predicted model, not a curated record. NCBI's taxonomy places the organism in Eukaryota, Metazoa, Chordata, Aves, Pelecaniformes, Pelecanidae.
GGCAGGAAUUUGAUGUCAAAGCCAAAUGUGUUAUCAAUGCUACGGGACCUUUCACAGACUCUGUGCGCAAAAUGGAUGAUCAGGAAGUACCAAACAUCUGUCAGCCAAGUGCAGGCGUGCAUAUUGUGAUGCCUGGUUAUUACAGCCCUGAUAACAUGGGACUGCUUGACCCAGCCACCAGCGACGGCAGAGUGAUCUUCUUCCUGCCGUGGGAGAAGAUGACUAUAGCAGGGACCACAGACAGCCCGACUGAUGUUACUUCCCAUCCGAUACCAACAGAAGAAGAUAUAAACUUCAUUUUGAAUGAAGUGCGCAACUACCUUAGCGUUGACGUUGAAGUGAGAAGAGGAGACGUGUUGGCAGCAUGGAGUGGCAUUCGUCCUCUGGUCACAGACCCCAACUCCAAAGACACGCAGUCGAUAUCCCGGAAUCAUGUCGUUACCAUUAGUGAUAGUGGCCUUGUCACAAUAGCAGGUGGGAAGUGGACAACCUACCGUGCCAUGGCGCAGGACACCAUCGACGCAGCUGUUCAGGCGCAUGGUCUGAAGGCAGGUUCCAGUAAGACCAUCGGACUGCAGCUACAAGGGGCUGAGGACUGGAGUCCCACUCUCUACAUUAGGUUGGUCCAAGACUAUGGACUUGAAAGUGAGGUGGCUCAGCAUCUAGCUUCGACAUAUGGUGAUAAGGCUUUUGAGGUGGCCAAAAUAGCCCAAGUUACUGGAAAGAGGUGGCCUAUUGUUGGAAAACGUCUUGUAUCUGAAUUUCCUUAUAUUGAAGCUGAG